Molecule: messenger RNA, 2821 nt
Organism: Acipenser ruthenus (sterlet)
Lineage: Eukaryota; Metazoa; Chordata; Actinopteri; Acipenseriformes; Acipenseridae
Product: putative helicase mov-10-B.1
Exons: 18
Coding region: 206-2821 (871 amino acids)
Molecular function (GO): RNA binding; 5'-3' RNA helicase activity
Source: RefSeq, a predicted model, not a curated record
CACAGUUGUUUCGCUUUCGUUUCUCCUAAGAUGGGUAGUUGGUAGGAAAUGGUGACGCUGCGUUGUUCGCUGGUGUGCAGAGUUCACUAAACAAGGUUAAUAUAUUUAUGCGUGGGACACGUUGCACAGCUGUGUUAACUGGCGAAACUUGCUGUGAAAGACACACACAAAAAAGUAUUUAUUCUCCUGCCUGACUCGAGCUACAAUGCCUACCGUUAGGGACAAUUUUAAAACUGGAUUGGAGUUCAUAGAACACCUGGAAAGAAGUGAACGAACCCAGAAAAAUGACAGGGAAGAGCUCAAAUCCAUCUACAACGAGGAAUUCAGAGACAGAGAUGGAAUCAGACGGCCCAAUUUCUCCUGCAUUGUGUUCGCUUUGAAAAAAAACAACAAGGUCAGAGUAAAGAGGGGAUCGCUACACUUCAAUCCACCGCGUUCUCUUUUCCAGAUGAUUAUUGUAGUUGAGGACAAUCCCAAAGAAAGCUGUCAAGGCGAGUCUCUGGAGUAUUUUGGAGACCAGUGGAGAAGACCUCGUAACCAGCCCCCUGCUAACAGCCCUGUGCGGAUGAAUGGAGCCUCUCCUGGUCCUGCUUCAGCUCCGACUCAUACUCCCACGCCGAAAGAACUGGGGAAGAAAAAGGCCAGAACCAUCAUUCAGCAGCUGAGACAGAACCGAUCCAGUAUCAUCUCAGAUAAAGGAGGGAUUGUGAUCAGCUCCGAGUAUGCCUUCACGGAGGGCAGGAUGAAAUUCGAUUUCGCUCCUGAGCAGACUCGCGUCCUGGUUAUUUCUGUGAAGAACGUGGGGCCGGACCCGGUGAAGUUCACCCUGUACGAGGCUCUCCGCAGGAUGCAUGUCUUUACCUUCAAAGACGAGCACAGGGUGACCAGGGCCUGCCCCCUCCUGCUCAAUCGAGGCGACACCUAUAAAAUUCAAGUCUCCUGUCUCAGUUCCCAUUACGGCUAUUUUCCUGUCACCGUGGUUUUCGAGUUCAGACCCCACCUUUCUGGAGACUCCAGACCGUUCUACAUUGUGCGUAUGCUGGUGGGGGUGGCGAACAGCGCCCUGUCUAAGGAACUGGGUCCUACCUCCCCUUACAAACCCUACCAGAACGCCAUACGGAGGCCAGUCAACAUUCAGGUGGAGGAGGGCCUUGUACCAGAAAGCAAUUAUCAGCCUGAACUGAAGGUUGUUCCAUUACCGAACUUUGACUACCCCAAAAUUUUGAAGGAUUUGGUGAAACAGGGGCUGGAGGAUUCCGACAGAUUAUACCCUGUCCUGAAACAGGAGCUGAGCAGAGUGCGGCAUUUGCUCGAGUCUCAGUUGGACUUUGAAAACUACAAAGAGCGAUUCCAGCUACUGCUGCACCUGGAGGAGAUCCAGAUGGAAGUGGACAUCAAGAAAUACGACAUGCACAAUGCUGUCAUGUACCCGGAUCCCCAGCAGAAGCGUUUCCUCGUGCUUCACGUGCCUGGUGUGGCUGAGAACAGGCCCUCUGUCUUGAAAGGGGACUACUUGCUAGCGUCAGAGAGUGAAGACCCAGGGGACCCUGUCAUCAAGUACAAGGGCUGGGUGCAUGCGGUGCAGCUGGAUAAACUGAAGCUGGGCUUCUCCCAAAAGCUGGUUAAUAAGCACAUAACCAACAUGAAGUUCGAAGUGACGUUCACUUUUAACCGCCUGCCGCUGAAACUCCAGCACCGCGCGUUGGGGAUGGCGGUAAAGCACGACCUGAAGGACUUCCUGUUCCCCUGGUGCAGUCUGGGAACCAACCUGGCCAUUCCGAACCUGAGACUGUAUGAUCAGAACCUGGGGAGGAACCCUGAGCAGGACCUGGCUGUGAAGUGUAUCGUGGCUGGAACGUCUCGACCAGCUCCAUUCCUGGUGUUCGGACCUCCAGGGACAGGCAAGACUGUCACCAUCGUGGAAGCCAUCAAACAGGUUCACUUCACUCUCAAAGACUCUCACAUCCUGGCCUGCGCUCCCUCAAACAGCGCCUCGGACCUGCUCUGCCAGCGCCUGCUGCAGCACGUGGACAAGCACGCCAUCUACCGGCUCAACGCCUUCAGCAGGGACCCGGGGGACCUCCCCGCAGACAUCCUGCCCUGCUCUAACUGGGACCCCAGUCUCCAGAGCAUUGUGUUUCCUGCCAAGGAGGUGCUGAUGAAGUACAGGAUCCUCGUCACCACCGUAGUGACAGCUGGCAGGCUGGUGUCCGGUGGUAUUCCUGCUGGUCAUUUCUCCCACAUCUUCAUUGACGAAGCCGGACACGCAGUGGAACCGGAAUGCAUCAUCCCUGUGGCAGGGUUGUUAAACAAAGACCAAGGGCAGCUGGUUUUAGCCGGAGACCCAAAGCAGCUCGGACCCAUCCUGAGAUCCCCGCUCGCAAUAAGACACGGACUGGGCGUUUCCUUGCUGGAGAGACUGAUGACGCAGAACAGUCUUUACCAGAAGGACUCCAGCACUGGAGGGUUCAACAGUCACUUUGUGACUAAGCUGCUCCGUAACUAUAGGUCCCACCCAGCGAUCCUCAAAAUCCCUAACGAAUUGUUCUACGAUGGAGAACUCCAGGUGUUUGCCGAUGAAAUUCUCAGAAACUCCUUCUGCACCUGGAGGAACCUGCCCAAGAAGGGCUUCCCGGUCGUUUUCACGGGGUGCAGGGGCUGGGACGAGAGGGAAGGGAACAGCCCUUCUUUCUUCAACGUGUCCGAGAUCGACGUGGUUGUGUCCCACCUCAAGAAGCUGCUGCAGAAAUCAGGCAAGAAGGGCAUCCGCAAACUCUCUCCCAGAGACAUCGGCAUCAUCUCCCCUACAGGAAGCAGGUAA